Molecule: messenger RNA, 734 nt
Organism: Morone saxatilis (striped sea-bass)
Lineage: Eukaryota; Metazoa; Chordata; Actinopteri; Moronidae
Product: peroxisomal carnitine O-octanoyltransferase-like
Exons: 3
Coding region: 1-378 (125 amino acids)
Cellular component (GO): peroxisome
Molecular function (GO): carnitine O-octanoyltransferase activity
Source: RefSeq, a predicted model, not a curated record
AUGUCUCUGAUAUUAAUUCAUGUUAUUUUUACAUUGCUGCCAGGUUUUGACAGGCAUCUUUUUGGGCUGUAUCUUAUCGCCAGAGAGGAGGGACGUCCCAUCCCAGAGCUCUUCACGGAUCCCCUCUAUGCAAAGAGUGGUGGUGGUGGUAACUUUGUGCUGUCAUCCAGUCUGGUGGGCUACACUACAGUUCUGGGGGCCGUGGCUCCCAUGGUGCACCAUGGCUAUGGCUUUUUCUACCGCAUCAGAGAUGACAGGAUUGUGGUUUCCAUCUCAGCGUGGAAAUCUUGCCGUCAGACAGAUGCCGCAACACUAUUCAACAACUUCAGUAGCUCCCUGCACGAGAUGCUCCACCUGGCCACCACAUCUCAGCUAUAAGUGCUCACACCAACAGACAGUAGCUAAACACUAAUUAUAUACCUUUUACCUCUCCUCAGUUAAUAGCCGACAGCUAGUGAUAGUAAUGUUUGUUCUCAGCACAGAUCAAUGCAAAUGUACAGAAUCAGCACUGGUGAGUGCUAUGCACUGGUUCUGGCAUUAUGAAAAGUAACUUUUCUCUUUCUUGUAGUACUAAAUAAGACUUUUUAAGCAUAAAUUGUUGUAUUGGGUGUAUAUAUUAUUUCUUAUUCUGUGAUUUUCAUGAUUGUGGUAUAAGUCUUUAUUGAGAAUGUUUAAUUUUAAAUCCUGACAGUAUUGAUCCACAUGUAAGCCAAACUGAUGAUAAAUCUCAAGGC